AGCGGAGUCAAGUCACGUGAGCCGGGCUGCGGCGCCCCGCUCCGCGCCGUCAUGGUGGCCCCGAUGUACGGCUCCCCAGGCGGCCGGCUGGCCCGGGCGCUGACGCGGGCACUGGCGCUGGCCCUGGUGCUGGCCCUGCUGGUCGGGCUGUUCCUGAGCGGCCUGACGGGCGCGAUCCCGAUCUCGGGACGCCAGUGGGGGCCCAAGGGGCCGGUCCCUCCCGACUCCCGCAGCCGCUCGGUGCUCCUGGACGCCGAGACCGGCCAGCUCCGACUGGUGGAUGGCCGCCACCCGGAUGCCGUGGCCUGGGCCAACCUCACCAACGCCAUUCGCGAGACCGGGUGGGCCUUUCUGGAGCUGCGCACGAACGGCCGCUACAAUGACAGCCUGCAGGCCUACGCUGCGGGCGUGGUGGAGGCCGCCGUGUCUGAGGAGCUCAUCUAUAUGCACUGGAUGAACACGGUGGUGAAUUACUGUGGCCCCUUCGAGUACGAAGUUGGUUACUGCGAGCGGCUCAAGAGCUUCCUGGAGACUAACCUGGAGUGGAUGCAGGAGGAGAUGGAGCUGAACCGGGGGUCCGCUUACUGGCAUCAGGUGCGGCUGACCCUCCUGCAGCUGAAAGGCCUCGAGGACAGCUAUGAAGGCCGUAUGACCUUUCCAACUGGGAGGUUUACCAUCAAACCCUUGGGGUUCCUCUUGUUGCAGCUCGCAGGGGACCUGGGAGACUUGGAGCCCGCCCUGAAUAAGACCAAGACCAAGCACGUUAUGGGCUCUGGCUCUUGCUCUGCCCUCAUCAAGCUGCUGCCCGGCCAGACGGACCUCCUGAUCGCCCACAACACCUGGAGCUCCUACCAGAACAUGCUGCGCAUCAUCAAGAAGUACUGGUUCCAGUUCCGGGAAGACCCCCUAGAGAACUCUCCCCUGGCUCCGGGCAACAAGGUGGUCUUCUCGUCCUACCCUGGCACACUCUUCUCCUGUGACGACUUCUACAUCAUGGGCAGCGGGCUGGUGACACUGGAGACCACCAUCGGCAACAGGAACCCGGCCCUCUGGAAGUACGUGCAGCCCAAGGACUGUGUGCUGGAGUGGUUGCGUAAUGUGGCGGCCAACCGCUUGGCCUUGGACGGGGACGCCUGGGCAGACAUCUUCAAAAGGUUCAACAGUGGCACGUACAACAACCAGUGGAUGAUUGUGGACUACAAGGCAUUUGUCCCCGGCGGGCCCAGCCCCGGCAACAGGGUCCUCACCAUCCUGGAGCAGAUCCCGGGCAUGGUGGUGGUGGCCGAUAAGACCUCAGAACUCUACCAGAAGACCUACUGGGCCAGCUACAACCUACCGUAUUUUGAGAGUGUGUUCAACGCCAGCGGGAUGCAGGCCCUGGUAGCCCAGUACGGGGACUGGUUCUCCUAUGAUGGGAGCCCCCGAGCCCGGAUCUUCCGACGGAACCAGUCGCUGGUGCACGACCUGGACUCCAUGCUCCGGCUCAUGAGGUACAAUGACUUCCUGCAUGACCCCCUGUCACUGUGCAAAGCCUGCAACCCUCAGGCCAACGCAGAGAACGCCAUCUCGGCCCGCUCUGACCUGAACCCCGCCAACGGCUCCUACCCUUUCCAGGCCCUGCACCAGCGCUCCCAUGGGGGCAUAGACGUAAAGAUGACCAGCAUGGCACUGGCCAGGGCCUUUCACAUCGUCGCAGUCAGUGGGCCUACGUGGGACCAGCUGCCGCCAUUCCAGUGGAGCUCCUCGCCCUUCAGCGGCCUGCUGCACAUGGGCCAGCCUGACCUCUGGAAGUUCUCGCCCAUCGAGGUCUGGUGGGACUGAGUCUCCUUCUCUGCCCUGCUGACAGCCACUGGGGCCACCCACCGGCCGCCACCCUGACCUCCUGCCCACCCCCUCCGUGGCCAUCGUCCCCUGCUGUGCCCAGAUUGGGGGGCCUGGGUCUGCCAGGUUCCCUGGUCUCCGGAUCAUCUCCUGGUUAGGAUGCGGGGCCUGAUGAGGCCCCAGCACUGACUCGUUCGCUCCCCUUCAGUGAGGGAGUGCCUCCCCUGUCCCCCACCUCUCUGCAUCUCUCUCUCUCUUUCCUCUGUUUCCUUCUCUCUUUCUCCUAUGCUGGAGCCCUGUCCUCAUGCUGCCUCCUCUUGAGGGCUUGGGAGGGGUCCUCAGAUGGGGUUUGGGGCCUCUGGUGGAGCAGGAGGGGACCUUUCCAGUUCCCGCCUCCCAAUGUCAUUCCUGCCAGUAGCUCUGGGACUUGUGGGGUUUUGGCCCAAGACCUGGGCAUUGCCUCUGGUUGGCAUCGGUCCUUCCAUCUCCCAGCCCCAGCUGCUCUGCUCGCUCGGGAAACAGCCCCUUUGUUUCCCCUUCUGGACAGCUUCCCUGAGGACAGAAACUUGAAAACAAACAAAACCAAAGUUUCUGGUGACUUGAGGCUGGAGGGGCCUUCAGGGCAGAGAAGAGUGUCAGCCUCUCUCCUGCAGCCUUGUGCCCUCUGCCCCCAGCUUGGGCCCGCCCCUGGCCUCAGGGCAGUGCCCACAGCUCCCCUGCUAUAGGAACCGAAUUGCAGACUGUGCUGCCAUUAAAUGAGAGGCCGUGGCC
Molecule: messenger RNA, 2592 nt
Organism: Lontra canadensis (Northern American river otter)
Lineage: Eukaryota; Metazoa; Chordata; Mammalia; Carnivora; Mustelidae
Gene: PLBD2
Product: phospholipase B domain containing 2
Exons: 12
Coding region: 52-1821 (589 amino acids)
Biological process (GO): phospholipid catabolic process
Cellular component (GO): extracellular region
Molecular function (GO): glycerophospholipase activity
Source: RefSeq, a predicted model, not a curated record